UAUCUUGGCGAUCGAAUCUAGCUUCCAAGAUGAGUUCUUUAUCUCGGCGGACAUCGAGCAUGAAUGCAAGUUCUUGGAUGUACCAGUUCAUCGACAAGUCAAAAGUUACCUCUCCACACACCCCACGAUCCGGUCCAGGAUCCCUACAUCACAGACCAUGCUGUUCAUUCUUCGAAGGCCAAAGCCUUACCCCUGAGAACAAGACAUGCCACGAAUGCGGCUAUUCUCAAGCACACCACUUAGCCCGCUUCUCACUAAGCGACGACCUCGACCUCAUCGACACCCGGCUCCAAGACGCUUUUGGAAAUACUCCUCUUCAUCAUGCCGCCGCAGCGGGAAACACAUUGCGGGUCAUACAACUCAUGUCCAUGGCUGGCAGGAUCUUGACUCCUGGUUUGCACCACCGGAAUGCCGACGGACAAACAUACCUACACGUGCUUCGCAUCGAGAAUCCUCAAGACUUCCCAGAUCUCAUGACCAUUCUCCAGCAUGCGAAGGAACAAGGAGUGCGAUUGUCAGAGCGCGAUCAUUCAGGCUCGACUGUUAAGAUGAAGCUGCAGCAAUUGGUCUUGGACUGCAAUUUCGAUAGGUCGCAACAGCUUGAAAUCAAGAAGUUUUUCGAGCAAAGUCCCAAAGCCGAAGAGAAUCUGAUGAGCAGCUCUCUACUCGGGUCGGUGACUGUAUCCUGGGCCUUGCCGAG
Mollisia scopiformis is the source of this 700-nucleotide messenger RNA. RefSeq lists its product as uncharacterized. The transcript has a single exon. The record is from RefSeq and is a predicted model, not a curated record. Lineage: Eukaryota; Fungi; Ascomycota; Leotiomycetes; Helotiales; Mollisiaceae. The annotation marks the transcript as partial.